AGUUGACAGCAAUUGGCAACGAGAAACUCGGACCAAACAGCCAACAAUACUGUGAUUUCCUGGUCAAAAUAGUCGGAGUUUAACCCCGAUCACUGUUUUACAUAUGUAUUAGGAUCUCCGUGUUUUAAAGAAUACGUGGGUUGACUAUUUUAGCUGUCUGUGGUACUAUUUGAGGCGAAUUUUGCACUGGAACUCAUUCAGUUGAACUCUCUGUUUGCCUUCUAACGAGGUGGAAUCUGUAAAAGACACCCUGAUCUUGCCUACGAUGUAAGCGUUAGAUCGCACGAAAACGACCUGAAAAAUUCUAAAACGUCGCGUAAUACAUUAUGAGUGGACGACCAAGGACCACGUCAUUCGCCGAGGGCAAUAAAUCGUCGUCAUCGUCCUAUGGUGGUAUGAAAAUUUCACGUGAUAAAGACGGUAGCAAAGUAACGACAGUCGUAGCAACUCCUGGCGCUGGACCUGAUCGGCCACAAGAAGUCUCGUAUACAGAUACUAAAGCUAUCGGCAAUGGUUCAUUUGGGGUAGUUUAUCAGGCAAAAUUAUGCGACACUGCUGAAUUAGUUGCUAUUAAGAAAGUAUUACAAGAUAAGCGAUUUAAAAAUCGAGAACUCCAGAUAAUGCGGAAAUUGGAUCACUGUAAUAUUGUUAGACUCCGAUUUUUCUUCUAUUCUAGCGGUGAAAAGAAAGAUGAAGUAUAUUUGAAUUUAGUUUUGGAUUAUGUUCCAGAGACUGUGUAUCGAGUAGCGCGGCAUUAUAGCAAAAAUAAACAGACUAUACCAAUACUAUAUGUCAAGUUAUACAUGUAUCAACUAUUUCGAAGUUUAGCUUAUAUCCACGCAUUAGGUAUAUGUCAUCGAGAUAUCAAACCUCAAAACCUCUUACUGGAUCCGGAAUCUGCGGUACUUAAGCUUUGUGAUUUUGGCAGUGCGAAGCAGUUAGUACGGGGUGAACCCAAUGUGUCUUAUAUUUGUUCACGGUACUACCGUGCUCCUGAACUCAUAUUUGGUGCUACUGACUACACAUCAAAUAUUGAUGUUUGGUCGGCAGGAUGCGUUUUAGCGGAAUUGUUGCUAGGUCAACCAAUUUUCCCUGGCGACAGCGGGGUAGACCAACUGGUUGAAAUAAUCAAAGUUCUGGGCACGCCAUCACGGGAACAAAUACGAGAAAUGAAUCCUAAUUAUCAAGAAUUUAAAUUUCCACAAAUUAAGCCUCAUCCCUGGCCCAAGGUAGGUGUUUUUCGUCCACGCACACCACCAGAAGCAAUUGCACUUUGUGGUAGACUGCUGGAGUACACACCGUCUGCCAGGAUUUCACCCAUGGAGGCUUGCGCACAUGCAUUUUUUGAUGAACUCCGAGAUCCUAAUACAAGAUUACCAAGUGGUCGAGAGUUACCGCCGCUGUUCAAUUUCACACAACAUGAGUUACAAAUUCAACCGUCGUUAAACGCUAUUCUUAUACCAGCACAUGGUCAACAUCAUGUACAGGGAUCGAUGCCCGCAGGUAGCACCAGUGAUGUACCGAAUGCUUCUUCGGGAGGAGAUGUUUCGUCAGCGGGUGCCACCGCUGCCCCAUCAGAAUCUUAAUUAACGUGAAAACUGAAUCAAAGAAAUUGACUUAACAUUGUUGUUGUUGUUGCCAUGGCAGGGAUUAUUGUAUAAAAAACUAAAAACGAUGAUGUUGCGCACAUGAACUGAGUAAUAUGUGCGAAUGAUAUACCGCGUGUUCUACGGACGCAAGAGUCGCCUCCCCUUUGUAGAUAUACGAAGACUCUCGUUUCCUGUGCUCAUGACUGAACUUGUGCUCGUGUUUUCAGGGGAUAAAUAGUAACAAUCUGUGAUGUAAUAUAAAUGUCUGAUUGUUUCCUGUUUCUUUACUCCCUUAAUCUGUUUGUCUGCCUAUUCUUUACUCCCCUUUCCAUUUCCACCCUUGCCAUGCAUUUUGAGUUUUGUACAUGUUGCUCCUGCUACUUCUGUCUGAUUUCACACUGUUAACGCAUUUUUUUUUUUUAAAAAGAAAAUACCAUGACCAUAAAAAACGUAUGGGUUCUGUAUUUUUGAGUAACAUUGUAUUUUAUUUUUGACUGCCUUUACGACAGGAAUUGUUUAUCAGGAUAUUAUUUUUGUGUUGUGGACGGACUGUGGACUUCUUCCGGGUUAUUUUAUUGUUCAGAAAUUGUAAUAUAAAACAUUCUAGCAAGAUGUAGCAAUAUUUUCCUGUGAUAUAUUAUUGAAAAUAUUUCUGAAGAAAAAUGAGAAUUCAUCAAAAAUAUUAAAUUCCCUGUAAAUGUUAGAAUAGUGUUUUCGUUUUCAAGACCAAAAAAGAAAUCCACAGCCCAUUAUUGACAAUAAGGCUGCAUGCAACCUUUCAGAUUUUGAAAAACUCAUUGCAGCUAUUACUGAGCCUCCGCACCUCUUUUUCCAACAAUGGAAUCAACCAUGUUUUCAUGAUCUUGAUCAAAAUACUUUAAGAUGGGGGUGGGCAGGUAUAAAUCGGAAGGGGGUAGAUGUAAUAGUUGUACAUUUUUCGUGAUAGAUUUUGGUAAUCUCAGAGUGUGGUUCAGGGAAUAUAGUCUGUAAUAUAUGAAUGAAAUGCCACUUUUUUUUUUUAAAUAAUUAUUUUCUUUAAUUUGUUUUUGGGGGGAGAAAUUCUGUUGCCAUUUCCCUGGGCCACUCUUAACUGAACUCCAAGCCAAACGUAACCAAUAUUUUAAAUGCAGAGUAAAUAAUUACCAAACCAACACACUGAUUACUGAUUUUUUAAUUGGAGAAAAGAAGUAACCAAUGACAUUUCAGUGUUUAAUGUUUUUAGAAUAUUCAUGGGUUUUUAAUAAUGACUCUUUUAAUUGACUGUAUGUACAGUAAGAAACUUCCCAGGGAAGCAGUUGACAGAAAUAGGUGGCUGUCUGUCGGCCAUAAACUUGCAAAAACUUAGGAGUAUUUACUUCUUCGUGGUAGUCCUUACUUUUACAUGGAUUCGUCGUAGACAAAUAUUUUUUUUCUGUCAGUUUUAUGUUCUAAGGAAGUACAUAAGUGCAUUAAAUAAUUGUAACUAUGUAUCAAUCACAAA
This is a messenger RNA of Saccoglossus kowalevskii, 3069 nucleotides long. RefSeq names its product glycogen synthase kinase 3 beta (gene gsk3b). Gene Ontology annotation, biological process: peptidyl-threonine phosphorylation; regulation of microtubule cytoskeleton organization; cell differentiation. Gene Ontology annotation, cellular component: cytoplasm; axon; nucleus. Gene Ontology annotation, molecular function: protein serine/threonine kinase activity; ATP binding. NCBI's taxonomy places the organism in Eukaryota, Metazoa, Hemichordata, Enteropneusta, Harrimaniidae. The record is from RefSeq and is a predicted model, not a curated record.